AUGAAUGACCAAUCUCACUGUAGUCCGUACAGCACAGGGAUAGAGGACGAGUCCCUGCACGUUAUUCCAGCGCCAACAGGGAAAAAGCGCAUUCCGGUGAAAUGCGACGGAGAGAGGCCGUGUACGAGGUGUCAAAAAUUGGAAAAACAAUGCGUGUUCUUCGAAAUACCGAAAGACCCCGUCUCAGAGCGGAUUGAAGGCGUGGAGUAUGAGGUUCAAUAUCUCCGAAAACAGCUAGAUGAAAUGCGAGAGUUGCUUAAACAGAGCCGCUCGCAGCCUAGCCCCAAAACCCAACCAACACACUCCCCAAACCAACACUGUGAUCGGCAACAGCAAGUACGUCACGAGAGUGCUUGUGCAUCCUCGGGCUCUCAUUAUCCUCAUCCGCAGCAUCAUUCCCAAGAUGAAUUUUCCAGUGUACCUAUCCCGAGCUCCGCUGGCUAUGAAAAUGGUCACCAACACCAAAGGUCUAUGCCGGGAUCCAUACCAGCCCUCUCUCCGAAUGAGACUUCAGCUCGGCCUAUCUACGCGUCCAGUCAGAUAAUUACUAGACCCCUUAAGAGAAAGCGAUCUGGGUUCGAGAUUCGAGAUGAACCCAUUACCGACUUCAUUGAUAAAGGACUUAUCACUCUUGAAUGUGCCGUGUCAUACUUUAAUACCUUCUUUGGAGGAUGCGACAGGUAUAUCCCAAUCUUUGACCCUCAAUAUGACACUUUCGACUCCAUUCGAUCUCGAAGUAGUAUUCUUCUCAACGCAAUAUGUGCCAUUGGCUGCAUGGUGGAGACCAGAUCCGGAGGUUCAAUAUCAGACCUUCUCCACGCCGAACUCAAGAGAUGGAUGAACGUCAUAAUCCAGAACAAGGAAUUGAACUGCCUAGAGUCAGUCCAGGCGAUGCUCGUGGUUGCUUGUUAUUCCGCAGAACGCUCCCUAAUCUUAUCCUUUGCCACUCGCAUGGCCCUGGACCUGGAAUUGCACGAGGCCUUUGAUGAAUUGAUUCAGCGUCUCGCCCUUCAGAAUGAAGAUAUGGCUUAUGCCUUGCCAAAUCAGAUGUUUGAAGAGGAGAGGGCUCUUAUGUGGAACGCUCGGACGUGGUUCGGGCUUCUGGUUCUCGAGCAUAUAUUUCGCGUUGAUGGAGGAAAGCCACCUGGCAUUCGACUAAAAGGGAAUGUUCGCCGAUGUCGGGUUUUACUUAGCCAUCCAUCAUCGACAAUCUUGGAUUUACGGCUAUUCUCCCAGGUCGAGUUAAACAUCCUCAGAGCCAAUGUCGGCGACGCUCUAGGAGGAAAGACAUCGCUUGAUGGGCAAAGCAUCGCGGAUUACGUUCAUGAUAUGAAAAUUGAACUAGAUCUAUGGUUCGAUGACUGGCUACGUAUUAUCGAAAGUUGUGUUGCCGCCGCCGAAGAGAAGCCAUCUCUACUAGUCGCUCUUCGAGUACAGAAAUGCUGGGCAGAAAUGAUGCUAAACUGCAAAGCAUUACGAUCCAUGGGCGUUGAGAACGUAGCUGCCAUGUCCACAACGGAAAGAACAAUACUCCUCACAGCCAAAGCAAGUGCCCGACGACAUCUUCGCCUCAUAAUUGCCGAUCCAGACUUCUACCUCGCCAAGCUGAGAUACGCAAUGGAUUUCGUCUGGGCUAAGUGCGCGUUCUCAUUCCUAUUGCUUCUGAAGUUAUCGCGUCUCAUUCCCGAGCGCGACGAGGAGCAUCAAGAGCUCUUGGAACAAGGUAAUCGACUCGUCGAUGAACUGAGUAAAGCUGGAGCUAGUGGAACUCAGUCCGGAGCUGGGAAUAUUUAUCUGCAGAUCUUGAAGGUCAGUAUUGAGAAGUACGGGCGUGCCUUAAUGGAAACACAGCAACCCAGCUCGGAUGGCCCUACGGUUACGUCGCCUUUCUGGGAGUUGUUUGAUGCUCAAGCGGAUCUUCAGUGGUUUGUCCCAGAGCAAUUUGUCUCCGAAUGGGAUUUUCCGGGCCUUAAUCUGUUUUAUUUCCCUACUGCUUGGCAGGAUUUCUUCGGGGAUUUUUCGUUGGCUAUGUAG
This is a messenger RNA of Penicillium mononematosum, 2034 nucleotides long. RefSeq lists its product as uncharacterized. The transcript has 13 exons. The record is from RefSeq and is a predicted model, not a curated record. Gene Ontology annotation, cellular component: nucleus. The coding region runs from base 1 to 2034 and encodes 677 amino acids. Gene Ontology annotation, biological process: regulation of DNA-templated transcription. Gene Ontology annotation, molecular function: DNA-binding transcription factor activity, RNA polymerase II-specific; zinc ion binding; transcription cis-regulatory region binding. Lineage: Eukaryota; Fungi; Ascomycota; Eurotiomycetes; Eurotiales; Aspergillaceae.